AUGAAGUUCUACUUUGUUAUCCUGCUUUACGCUUGUUUAGAAUCUUUCCACGCGGCGAAUGCAAAGAAAGAUCUUUCCUCAGAGUUUACGAACUCAGCCGCUUUGGACGAAGCUCAGAAAGUAACAUUGUACUGGAGUGUGGACUGGAAGGCUAGAUCAAUUUCCUUUGCAGUGGAAGCACAAACUACUGGAUGGGUUGGUUUUGGGAUUUCAAGCGGCCGAGGGCAAAUGAUAGGAGCGGACAUCGUAAUUGGAGGAGUUACAGAUGAUGGAAAUCAAUAUUUUACGGUAGGAUAUGUAGGACUUGCGAGCCCGCUUUUCACUUAUUCCUUGCCAGAAAUACAAGCUCCUAAGACCUCAACAAUGUAGGAUCCCUUGGAGGUUCCGGUACAGACGCAAACUUCGGGUUUAUCUCUUGGUAGCUUGUGGUUCACCACAGGUAGCCCAAGUUCACAAGUGAAAAUCGUUGUUGGAUGACAAAGAGUAACUAAAGAAUACAUCAGAAUUGUUGACAUUGUCUCCACGGGUUAGAGGGGAGGACAGCUGACAUUUCAGACUACUUGUUUCCUCGUUAUAUGUAUAUUAUGCAUUAUUGGUAUUUUAGGCCGUUUCAAGGUGAUUUUUGGUCAGUUUUAGACCUGCCAUUACAAAUUAUUCAGUAUCAAUAUAUCAUUUCCCGGAAAGUGUUAUGCAAUAAUGACUCGCACACGUGAGCUUGGCGUUCAGUCAGGUAAAGAAGAGAUACCGUUACUACAAACACGACCAAACGACGCAACAAGCGACCAAUGACCGAGAACACACAGAAGGGAUGAAACCGUAUUUAAACCUGAUACAGAAUUCAUGAAUGAACCCCUAAUAAAUGAGUGGAGUGGUUCAAUAUGAGUCAAUAGAGAUAUCGUGUGUAACUAAAUAUUUGUAUUUCUAUUUUAUUUUUACUCCGUCCUAUAGAUAAUAUCUUAGUUGUACAAUAUCACUUAGUACAAGGUUGAUUAAACUACGUGUACAUAAUAAAAAAAGGAAAGUUAGAAUGGAGAAGGGCACAUUAUAGAACACUAAUUAUGGCCCUUUAACGAGAUUGACUUUAUCCUAAUGUAGCUUUGUUAUUCAUUAAAACACAAACACGCACGCACGCACACACACGCACUCAAGUCAAUAUUGAGCAAGAUAAUAUUUUUAAGGUCCUUUUCGAAAUUGCGAUGAUUUAUUGCGAAUAGAAAGGGGGAGAUCGUUCCAAUAGUAUUUUCCAAUAACGGCAGGGCAAAUUUUUCGAAUAUUAAUUCUUGAAUGGGGAAUGUGUAAUUAGGUAAUUGCUGAGCAGAUGCACUUCGUGUAAAAUAAUUAUGUUGCUCAGAUACAAGAAAUAAUGGAAAAUUACACGGCUUAUUAUCAGAGGCAUAAUCAUAUAAAAACAAACAAUUGUAAAUUUUAACAAUAUCACGAAAUUUUAAUAAACCUAGAGGAACAUAAUGAGGAGUGAUAUGAUCUUGUAAAGGAACGUCAUUGAUUAUUCUAACUGCUUUAUUUUGUAGACGUAUGAGCUGUGAUAAUAGAUUAUCAUAAUUAUUUCCCCACAAUAAGCAACCAUAUAUGAGAUGUAUGGGUAAUCAAGAGAAUAGUAAAUACUAGUUAAACAUUAAUUUCCUAGAUAACUGUUUAUCUUUGUCAUAAUAUUAAUACUCUUACUGACAUUAUCACAAACAUAGUCGAUAUGGUCAUGCCAGGAUAGGUGGGUGUCAUAUAGUUACCUAAGUAUUUAAUUUUGGAUACUUGCUCUAAGCAUUGGCCAGCUAUCGAUAUUUUAACUAAAUCAUCCCAUUUCUAUCCGUAGAUCGAAAACUCCAACAUUGUAUGUUUUUCUUUCUUUUUCUUUUCUUUUCUUUUUUUCAAUAGGACCGAUUUGCGUCUUCUUACAGCACUCCGGAAUUAGACUCGUCUCAGGAUUACAAGCUUAUUUCCCUGACAGAAACUGGCGGCAAAACAACCGUGAAGUUUGAACGCAAAUUUGAUACCUGCGACGACAAGGACAACAAAAUUGAGGUACGGCUUCUUAGUAUCAACCACAAGGAUCCAACGUGAAGAGGACCUCUGUCAGUUUCUCAAACUGUUUGAAAAAAUGCUAAACUUGUCUUUUUACUCUUUAGGAGGGAACAUCCAAGGUCAUUUUUGCUUACAAUGACGCAGACCCGACGUCAUCAGGUGCUUUUCUAAAGCAUACGUAUAAAGGGUCCCGAAGCGUGAUGUUACUGAACACUGGAGGCAAAACACCUAAACUACCUCCAAACAUAAAGUACCUUGAUAUACUUAACAAUAAGGUAAGAGCUAAUAAUACUCUUUUCUGUAGACAUAUUAAACUCUGCAAGCAGAAUAAUGCAAUUAAUGCUGAUCGUACUACGUGAAAAUUAACUCUGGAAGACAUCAACACUACACCCGGAAAGAAAUCAAAACAGAGCGGGAUUGUAGCCAUAGACAGCUGUUUCGCCCUUUUUGGGGCUCGUCAGUAUGGCGCAACAACCAGAGAAAGCUAUGAUGAAAAAUAUCCGCGCACCCUGAUUUAAGCCCUGACCUAGAACUCUCAACACCCACAGAAUCACGCCAUACCACGUGUCUUCUGGGGGGCAAGAGUCCAAGUGUCAAGUUGGAAAAAAUAAAGGGUAGGCCAAAACCAACCUCUAAAACAUGGACAGAACCAUGCAAGAAUUACAGCAUAUCAGAUAUAUAAAAGAUACUCUUUUCUGUCUUCACUCUUAUUUAUUCAUUUAUUCAUAAAGUAUGAGUCGUGUAGAUCCUGAAUAACCGCUUUUUGUAACUUUUAAAAUCAGUCUUGUCUAUUAAUGUAAAGCAGUGCACAGCUAUACCCAAAGGGCAGAAAACGAUAGCUUCAUGUAGUAUUGCGCCCUUCGUAAUGGACUCAUCCUCGUUCCCAGGGUAUUCUCGUUGUCUAAUAAGACAGCCGAGAAGCCCCUGGGAACAAGGUUGUCUUAGACCCGCUUUCAGCUUAACCCUAAGUAAGUCCCAAUAGUGACCAACAUCAAUUUUCUCCUAACAAUAUCCAUAUGUUGCCAAGAGAAAUGGUUCUGAGAGUUAAUAAAAUGAUCACUAAAGGGCAAGAGACUAUAAAGGGGACAGAGAGGCCAUCCCCCAUAUACACCCUAUUCCAUAGGUAAUUCGUCUCGAGUUAUUUUUAGAAUCGGGAUAAAGUUACCUCGCGCGAGGCGUGGAUGUUUCGUGGAGGUUUCGCAUGACCAAACGCCGUGCAAAACAUGUCGGGCGAGAGGCAAUGAAAGCGUAAAAAGAUCGAGAGCAUUCCUGAAUAUUGAAGCGAAAUGAGUCGGCGCUCACCUGGGAAAAAGGAAUCGCUGGACUCUUUGACAACCCGUGAAAUCAGUUUAACUCGAAGUUGUCGUAACCUCAGUGCUUUAAUAAAAUGAGAAAUUUCGCCGGUCUAUUGAAACCGGUCGUUUGUACAAUUUAGGGAGUUUAAGAUCCAACGACGCGGACGACAACUAGAACGUCAAAAAAACAAUAGGUUUAAUUAGCAAAACAACAACUUCGCACGUGCAACACACUUUUUUGUUCAUUUCUUUCCCGUUUUUGCACGACUACGACGUGAAAAUGCCUAAUUUCGCGUUUUAUGGAGGACGUAAAUAAGCAACGACGAAAUUUUAUUUCUCUUUCUGAGCUUGAAUAUGGUCCCUUGAAAUUCAGCUUUAGGAGGGUUCGCCUACAAUUGACAAAGUAAGUGGGUAGGAAUAAUCGCUAUAAAGACUGAAAAAAAUAAACAUCAAACCAGAAAUUGCUCUCUUCAAACUGUAAAUUAUAAAUGAUCCUGAGAGAAUAUUCAGUGUGUUAAGGAUUUCCCUGCUCUACUGUUAGCUCUAUACAAGAGAGGAAGGGCGAUUCUUUUUUAAUUUCGGUUUCGCUGACACAGCUUUCGCAGAAAUCUCGCUGUAGUCGUUUUCGUCGACAAAAGGAAUAGCAAAAUCGCUCUCCCCGUCUUCCCCCAUUUUGUUCUGCGUCAUUUCGUGAAGGACGCGUGGCUCUCAGCGUGGGUCAUCCACGCGGAACACAUUCCCGCUAUGUGAUUGGCUGUUGUCUAAUCCCCCUUGAGAUCUGUGGCGUUAAAAAUAACUCGAGACGAAUUACCUAUGGAAUAGGGUAUAUAUGGGGGAUGGCCUCUCUGUCCCCUUUAUAGUCUCUUGCUAAAGGGAAAAUGCAUUGAUCUGUUAUCAGGCGCUCUCAACUUAUUCUUUAAAGAAACGUAUGAAGAUCAGGAUGGAGAAUUUAUAAAUAGAUAUAUUGGGGCUUAAAGAGUAGAGAGAGUAAAGAAUAAAUUGAAAUGGUGCCUUUUAAGCGAAUAACUAUUUAUAGUUGUGAAAACACAGAAAGGCUGUUUUUUAUCAUUAGACCAAAGUUCCAGGAAACAAAACAGUGUACUGGUGCAACGUUUUUGAAAUCCCCAGGAUGGAAAAAGCACAUCAUGUAAUCAAGGUAUUUGCCUUUAUCUUCUCCAUCUCGUAUUCCUUAUUUAGUGGCGUGAUAACAAGUUCCAUGUGCAAACAAAUUUGACUCCAGUUAACUUACACUGGACAAAAAAAAUGAAUUUGCACAAAUAUGCUCUUAGCAAUACGUGGCAACAAUUCAAAAACUGGAGAGUAAAUCUGGGGCAAAUUCGCAUUUACCAUAUUUGCCCCAGAUUUACUCCUCAGUUUUUGCAUUUUUGAAACAUAUUUACCAUGAGAAAAUUUGUGCAAAUCAACAAAUCAGCAAUUCCUAUGAUCUGUUUUCUUAUCGACCAUAGAAAUGACGUGAAAUUGUUUAAGACUAAAGUGGAACCACGAGCCACAGGUGAGUGGUUUCACUGCAACGUGUGGAGCGUUUUGACGUCAUUUCUGUGGUCGAUAAAGAGUACAGACCAUGGAAAUUGUUGUCGAUUUGUUUUUACAAGAACAUUAACAGUUUCUGACGUCCAUUUCCGUUGACGUUUCUCUAAAAAAUCGCGUGUAAACAAAUUGCGCCACCAUCUCUGCACUCUAAUCCACCAUAGCUCUCGACCAAUCAGCGUGCGAGAAAUCGCUCAGUUAUUCUAAAAUCCAUUUUUUUCGUACAGUGUUAAAGGAUUCAAAGUAGCCCUACCAUCACCAUUGUCCAUAGACCUCAUCUUAAGAUAUGACCAUUUUAACUCGAUGAAACUUUCUAGCCUUGUUAGCAAUAUUCGCAUUUAGUAUUUAUUACUAUCACUUUGUUGGGAAUGGUGGCCCAUUUUGCGGGCUAAAAGCCCACUGAGAUAAACCAGUGAAAAAUGAGAAUGAAACAAUCGUACGAUGUAAGCAGCCAAUCAAAACUGAGAAACCAGUGCAAUGUUCGCGCCAAUUUCUCAUGUUUACUUGGAGCGUAAAGUUUUUCUUUCGUUGUUGUCUGAAUUUUCUACAUUUUCGACCUUUAGGACUAGAAAAGGGAAACGGUUAAGGAAUUUUAACGAACAUUUUUGCAACAGUCUCUUGGAGUAAACGCUUUUUACCUUUUCCUCAUUCCACUCCAGUGACCAAACGCAAAGAAACGUGGCCGGUUGCGCCAUGGUUAGGAAAACUUCAUGCGUGCUUCUGUUCUACAAAAUGCGGUAAAGGGCUAUAUUUUUAAAGUAGUCGAAAAACACAAGGGUGCAUUAUUAAUUUACUUUUAAUACUUUACUUGGUAAAUUAUUUUUUUAGGUAGAGCCUGUUGUUCAGAAAGGUCAUGAAGGACUGGUUCACCAUAUUUUGGUGUACGAAUGUUCCUAUGACUUCCCUACAGCCUUUCUAAAUCACUCUGGACACUGCUAUGACAGAUCAACCCCAGAGGCGAUCAUGAGGUGUGCUGGUCAGUCAACUGUGGCUGCUUGGGCCAUAGGAGGAGGGGUAAGAAUUGUAUACCAAAAAAAAACAUCAUCAUCCCCAGCUCUAUUAUCGUCAUCAUCAUCAUCAUCAUCAUCAUCAUCAUCAUCAUCAUCAUCAUCACCAUCACCAUCAAAGAGGCGAGUCGAUAUUACUACAUUGCGAUAUAUAUUACGGCAAUCAUCAACCAUUUAAUUAUACAGAUAGAUUUAAAGCUUUGCACGCUAAUUUUAUUUCGUCACACAUGAGUAGACACUAACUCACUGGCAGUCUACAACCAUGAGAAAUUGGACUCAGAAUUGUUAGCAUUUGAGUCGUAAUUGGAAGACACCAAGAUAUCCUUAAAUCAUUAACACGUAAUCAUCAAAUUUGGUUUUACAGAGUUUCUACUACCCUGAACAUGUGGGGCUGAAAAUCGGCACAGAUGAUACACCAAGAUAUGUUGUCAUGGAAACACAUUACGAUAACCCUGUUCAAAGAACUGGUGAGAGCCCCUUUAACCAUAAACACGAUUGCAAAAAUUUCCGAGGCUGGGCAGAGUACAAUAAGAGUAGCUGUACUUGAGCCGAUUCAUUAGUAGCAUUAAAUCAAUUAGGUUCAAUGGAAAAUUGUGUAUUGGCCGUGAAACGAUGGUAGUAGUAGUAGUAGUAGUAGUAGUAGCAGUAGUAAUAAUACACUUGAUAGCAGAUGAUUGGUAAUUCAUUAACCUUGCCUUUUAGUAUUUCACAAACAUCAGUAUGAUAAAAACGAUUUCACUCAACUGUCACUGGCACUUCCCUAAAAAGGACAGCUACAGUUGUUGCCCCGCGGACGUUCUUCAUACAGUCAUUUUGUUCUACUUUCAACGAAUUCUUCUCUUAGACAGACAGCAAGUGUUGGUCUUUUUUUUUUGUUUUUGUUUCUUCUAAACUUUAGACUUCGUGGACAGUUCAGGACUUCGUUUCUGGUACACGGAGCAAACUCGGAUGUAUGAUUCAGCCGUAAUAUUCAGCGGCUGGGAUGUCUCAUAUUUUAUGAUGAUACCACCAAAACAGAAAGAGUGGAAAAUCACAGGGUCCUGUCCAUCAGCCUGCACAAAGAAGGUUAGUUUACUGGAAAAAUUCAACGUUUAAUUAUGAGUGCAUCUAAAACGAGAACCACCAAACAAACAAACAAACAAACAAACAAAGAAAACAGCCAUUGCUGAAAGAGAAAUAGCAAGUUGGUGACUUAUUCUUUGCGAACUCUGUACACUUAAUUUGAUGAUAUAAUCCAUGCAUUUUAGAUACAAGAUUACAAGAGUGGUGGUAGUAGUGGUAGUAGUAGUAGUAGCAGCAGCAGCAGCAGCAGCAGUAGUAAUAGUAGUAGUAGUAGUAGUAGUAGUAGUAGUAGUAGUAGUAGUGGUGGUGGUGGUGGUGGUGGUGGUGGUGGUGGUGGUGGUGGUAGUAGUAGUAGUAGUAGUAGUAGUAGUAGUAGUAGUAGUAGUAGUAGCAGUAGUAAUAAUACUCAUAAAACUAAUUCUUAUAAUGAUAACGAUAACGAGAUAAUGACUGGGUGAUAAGGAUAAUGAUGAUUCACCAUUCAUCAUAAUCACAUACAUUAUUUCAUAUUUUGUAUAUGUUAUUGCCCCAGUGGUCCCAGUUGUUCAAAAGGUGGAUAUUACGCUCGGUCCACUCCGGCUAUCCAAUUCUCUAUUUUCCAAUUCCCCAUAAUACACUCUGUUUGCCCCCCAAAUUUUGCAUAAACCAUUGUUUUUAAAUGCUCCUGGGAGUAUUGCAUUUUCCCAAGAGCAUUUAAAAACAAUGGUUUAUGCAAAAUUUGGGGGGCAAACAGAGUGUAUUAUGGGGAAUUGGAAAAUAGUCAAUGGAUAAAUCUCUAUCCAUUAAAUAGCGCAAUUGGUUUCCGUGAUGAUUAUCCCCUGGGUAGUUAUAUUUAGUAUAUACUAAAACAGUGGAUAGUGUUUUUCGCGCGCUCUGAUUGGCUACUCAAUCAGUGAAUAUCCUGCACUAUUCACUGAUUCACCUCCAGUUCCUCCGAGCGAGCGACGCCAAACUCGCGUAAGUUGCGAGCAAACUGCCUUCCCGGUUUGCUGCCGUAAACAAACAAAGAAAUUUCACAACUAAUCAAGCAAGCUGUUUCCGAAAUACACGAAGAAGGUAACGAAGUUCUGAUUGGAAGUUUUAACAGGUAAAGCUUUGUCUUUUUGACACGAAUUUAUCGAUAAAACCGGUGAAAAAAUUUUUUGUUCACAAAUGUUAAUUAAGUUUAAGUCUUGCGUUACUUUAUUUAGUUGACUUGUUCAUAAAUAAACUUAAAACGAAAUUUAAUAAUCUUUUUUUUAUACAAGAAUUCACAACUCCUUUUGAAGAAAUUUCCCUGCAAGAGCUAAACAAAUGCCUCCAAAAGUUUUAAUUGUCGGCAAGAAAGAGCGACAGCCGCGGUUGCCCGGUCAUUACGCGCCAAAAUUAUAAUCGUUGGCAACAGUAUUUGAGUUAAAAAUCAUCAUUUUUGUGCUCAAUUAUCUCACUGUUUUAGUAUAUAGUAAAACAACUAUUCACCUCAGUGUCGGUGGCUAGUCGUGGAUAUUUACCUCAGUGCUUCGCAGUUCGGUAAAUAUCCAAGACUAGCCACCUCCACUUCGGUGAAUAAUUGUUAUAUAUAUAAAUUAUAUAUAUAUUGAAUGGUGCUAUCCAGCUAUUGAAAAACUGUGGCCAGUAUGUUAUUAAGAUAUGCGGUAUCACGCGCGAAUUCACGUGAGCAGUACUUGAGUAUCGUAGGUCUGGUCGUCGAUAAUCAUCAAUAUGUCAGAUUAACAACUUGAUUUUCGAUGUUUUAGGGCCUGAAAAAGUCUGCACUGCCAGGACAUAAAAUUAAAAUUUUCGCAGCCUUGCUUCAUACACAUUUAGCAGGUAAUAUUAGGGCUCCUGGUAAAAUCUGUAUGAAAAUCAAGUUUAAGAGUUUAAUCAAUGUGUGAACGUGCAUACAUGUGAAUCCAGAAAUAAACCAUCUCUCUAAAUCUCUCUCUAGAAAUGUUUUUCUCUCAAAGGACCGCUUGUAAGACUUAUUGAUGGUCCUUUCAUUGAACGAGCUACUUGAUACACUUGCUUUUUUGUAUCAGCAAGUGACGACGUAACGUCAUUUUAAUCUUUUUAUAUUGAUAUUCCAAGUAAAUAAUGGAACUGGGUUGAUAUCAAUAAAUGUUGUUGCACUUUCGUCGUGCCCGCUGACUAUGAAUAAUCUGUAUGCAUAAAAUGUGUUUUUAUUUUAGGUAGAAAGGUACGAGUCCAUCAUCUUAGGAAUGGAAAAGAGCUCAAGCAAAUUGUUUAUGACAACCAUUACGACUUCAACUUCCAAGUAUGUGCUUUGUGGUUGUGGAAAAAAAAAAUAGGAAAAGAAAAAUUGGCUCAGUUAAUUAUCGUCAUAGCCUUCACCGGUGUAGCCGCACCCUCCCCCUGAGAAAGAAAUGCGGUAGGAGGGAGGUGAGGGUGCGGCUAUAUUCAAGCUAUUGAAGAUGGUCGAGAUAAAAAGAAUGGUUGAACCCGCGUUACAUUUUAGGUUAUGGUAUUGAUCUCAUGGCUUCCUCUUUAAAUUUUAGGAAUAUCAGAUGCUGAAAGAAGAGGUAGAGGUUUUUCCGGUAAGUGACAAAUUACUGAUUUGACUAUUUCAACUUAUAAUUAAGAAAUACAGGAGCCUCAACACAUAAAAUAUCAAAGGGGACAGACAAAUAAGAAAAGGAACGGUAGCAAUCCUCAAAAGUUCAUAGGGAAACCGCAAAGGUACUAAUAAAAGACUUUAAGGUAUCUUUGAACCUGUUUAACACAGCUAGAUGUGUCCCCGAGUGGUUUUCUCAGGCAAGCAAAAUGAACAAAAGCAUUUCGAUAAGAAUAAGAAUGCAGGGAUCGCUAAAAGGCUGAGUUGCAUAUAUCUUUUCCUAAUCUCUCGUGUUCUAUUCCUAGGGUGAUGAAUUCAUGGUUACGUGCACUUACGAUUCGUCGGACAGAGAUCGCUUGACUUUCGUAAGUUUCAAAUCAAAAAGUAUGUAAGGAACUUAAGAGACUACACUCACUUGCGUAAAGUCUUGACACUGAUCCUCAGUCUCAAGACGACAAAGCCUUAGAGUAAAAAACAUCAUGAUCACUGAUUGAUGCUGUUAAAAAAAACAGAUCACAUGCAAUAACUUACAAAAUGAAUUAACAGUUAUUGGACGAGGUUGAGCAAAAUAUCGUAUUUGCUGGUCACUUUGUGGGCUCUCGACUAAUGAAAAGGAAGAAAAAUUCGCAUCGAAUGAUAAUGACGUUUCUUGUGCUUUUUGAGUAGCAGGCUAGUCGUCACAGUUUGUCUUCAUUAGACCUAGACAACCUCCACCAGUCAUCAAACCAAUCAAUGCAGAAUGUAGAAACCUAAAAAAUACAACCUUUUGUCGACAGUGAUAAGUACCAACAGCACAAAGCUUUGCCCAAAGCAAGGUGUUUUGCUUUUCAUUAACUCCGCCAGCAAAUAAGUUAGCCAACACAACUAAUUACGUUCUAACUGAUUAUUCUUUAGGGAGGUUUUCAGACGACGGACGAGAUGUGCGUUGCUUUUCUGAUGUACUACCCAAGCGCUAAUUUUACGAAAUGUGCCAUUUUUGCUCGAGCUGCCGCAACGGAACUGUUUUCCAAAUAUGCACGGUAAGAGAUACAUUUUUCUCAAAGACAACGAAAAGAAGAAGGCGUCCGGCAUUUUUAUUGUUCGCACAAACCCCCUUUUUGGUCUUUAAUUCAGGUACCAUAGAAGGUAAUAACGGCGGCGUAAAACGUCUAAAGUUUUGACUGCCCUUUUAAUUUCUCAGUUUCAGUCCAAUGAAACUCCCUUUCUCGGGCUUAGGCCAAUUGCUCGUAUAUCCUCGUAACUAUAGCACCGGUUUGUUGAGCCUAUUCAUUAAGUACUUUGUUAGACAGCCCAUGAAGAAAAAAAAAAAUUUCUUCAAAUUUAUCGAAGCAAAUCUCAGCGAGUGGUUUGCAUUCGCGGUCAACGUUACCCUCUGAUGUCACAGAUCUUAAAGUGUUGCUCGCUUCGACAGUUCUCGCGGACAGCAGUUUUAUUGUUAGAUGUCACGCUACCUCAAAGUAACCAAUAAAAACGCGCGCUGAUGGGGGUAAGAAUCCAACUUCAAUAAAAUCCCAUACACCAGCUGUUUAAGGAGCGUUGCUAAAUAAACUAAAUGUUUUUUUAUUAAGUUGCUUCCUUUCCCUUACCACAGGAAUGGAACACAUCGGAUCCCUUUCCAGCCAAAAAUAUGGACCAGUGAAAUGACACAAGAUCUGCGAGCAGCUUAUGACGCGGAUCUUGAACUUGAUGUGAGU
This is a messenger RNA of Porites evermanni, 11194 nucleotides long. NCBI's taxonomy places the organism in Eukaryota, Metazoa, Cnidaria, Anthozoa, Scleractinia, Poritidae. The record is from the annotation of a GenBank genome assembly.